AUGUCCUCCAGGCUCCUCGGCUCCAUUGUUGGCAGAUUUGGGAUGCUUUGCAUUUGGGCUGGCAUCCUGAAAAUAAGCCAGGCCGUUAUGUUGCACAAGAAUGAAAGCGCUUUUAACGAUUUUUGUAAGAAAACGACUACUUGUGAGGUUUUGAAGUACAAUACAUGCCUUGGAUCUCCUUUACCUUACACACAUACUUCUCUGAUCCUGGCUGAGGACUCCGACACGCAAGAAGAAGCUCUAGAGAAGUUGGCCAUGUGGUCCGGUUUAAGAAAUGCUCCUCGCUGCUGGGCAGUCAUUCAGCCUUUGCUGUGUGCUGUUUACAUGCCUAAGUGUGAGAAUGGCAAAGUUGAGCUGCCCAGCCAGCUCUUGUGCCAGGCUACCCGUCGACCCUGCAGCAUUGUGGAACAGGAGCGAGGAUGGCCGAACUUUCUCAAGUGUGAGAACAAGGACCAGUUCCCUAUGGGUUGCCAGAAUGAGGUACAGAAUCUUAAGUUCAACACAUCAGGACAGUGUGAGGCUCCACUGGUUAAAACUGACGUACAAGCCAGCUGGUACAAAGAUGUGGAGGGAUGUGGCAUCCAGUGUGACAAUCCCUUGUUUACGGAGGAGGAACACUCUGACAUGCACGGCUACAUUGCCAUCUUUGGAUCCAUCACCCUGCUUUGCACUUUCUUUACAUUGGCAACGUUUCUUGCUGACUGGAAAAAUUCCAACCGCUACCCUGCUGUCAUCCUCUUUUAUGUCAAUGCCUGCUUUUUCAUUGGCAGCAUUGGGUGGCUCGCUCAGUUCAUGGAUGGCGCCCGCAAAGAGAUUGUGUGCAAAAGUGAUAACACAAUGCGACUUGGAGAGCCCUCAUCGACAGAAACACUUUCAUGUGUUAUCAUCUUUAUCAUUGUGUACUAUUCCCUAAUGUCGGGGGUCAUCUGGUUCGUUAUCCUUACUUAUGCCUGGCACACAUCUUUUAAAGCUCUUGGCACUACCCAACAACCUCUGUCUGGAAAGACAUCAUACUUCCACCUGGUCACAUGGUCAAUUCCAUUCAUUCUCACAGUGGCUAUAUUGGCCAUAGCAGAGGUUGAUGGAGACUCUGUAAGUGGAAUCUGCUUUGUUGGGUACAAGAACUACAGAUAUCGAGCCGGGUUUGUUUUAGCUCCUAUUGGUGUAGUACUUGUGGUUGGUGGUUAUUUCCUCAUAAGAGGAGUCAUGACAUUAUUCUCUAUCAAAAGUAACCAUCCCGGACUGCUGAGUGAAAAAGCUGCAAGCAAGAUUAAUGAAACCAUGCUGAGACUUGGUAUAUUUGGCUUCCUGGCUUUUGGUUUUGUUUUCAUCACUUUUGGAUGUCAUUUCUAUGACUUUUUUAACCAGGCUGAGUGGGAAAGAAGCUUUCGGGAAUAUGUGCUGUGUGAAGCCAAUGUGACUAUAGCUCAUCAGACCAACAAACCAAUUCCGGAGUGUACCAUCAAGAACAGGCCCAGUCUAAUGGUGGAGAAGAUUAAUCUUUUCUCCAUGUUUGGUACUGGCAUUGCCAUGAGCACCUGGGUGUGGACCAAAGCCACCAUUCUUAUCUGGAAACGCACUUGGUUUAAAAUCAUUGGACGAAGUGAUGAUGAACCAAAGCGUAUCAAAAAGAGCAAGAUGAUAGCCAAGGCAUUCUCAAAGAGGAAAGAACUCCAGAAGGAUCCAGAAAAAGAGUUGUCCUUCAGCAUGCACACGGUCUCACACGAAGGACCUGUGGCGGGUAUUAACUUUGAGCUGAAUGAGCCAUCCAUAGAGAUGUCCUCUGCAUGGGCCCAGCAUGUGACUAAGAUGGUGGCGAGACGUGGUGCUAUUUUACCCCAGGACAUCUCAGUCACCCCCACUGGAACUCCAGUGCCACCACCAGAGGAGAGAAACAGAUUAUGGAUGGUUGAAGCUGAAAUCUCCCCUGAGAUGAUGAAACGCAAAAGAAAAAAGAAGAAAAGGAAAAAGGAUUUGCGCCCAGUUGCACCUGCUGAAGAGCAAGUGAAUCCUGUUGCCCGUCACAGAGAGUUUGGCCCCAGUGCUGUCCCUCGCCUUCCCAAACUCCCAGCACAUAACAGCCUCGUGGCUAACCUGUGGGAACGUCAGUGUCAGCAAGAGGAGAACGUCCUGCCAGGCUCCUUCCCUGAAUUCCGACCUUCCUAUCCCAUUUCACACCAGGAGAGAUACGUCAAGCCUGGAUAUGUUUUAUCCAGCCAGCGCAGCAGGGAUCCUGGCUUAAACCUUGCAAAUACCCUGACAGUAAGAGAUAGCCAGUACGAGGGAGGAGGCCAGUACAAACAACCGGCCUGGCAAUCGAAUGGUGGAUUCCACUAUUUAGGGCAGGACAUGCCUGUGCCAUUGGGUGGAGGGAGGACAGAAGUUGCACCUCGAUCAGAGGCCAGAAGGCAGGUGGCUGCCCCAAUUCAUUCCAGAACCAAUCUUAUGGACACAGAGCUGAUGGAUGCUUACUCUGAUUUUUGACUGCAUUGUUUUUUGUGUUUGGUCAAAAAGUGCUGGAUACUUUGCACCACACAUUGAACUGUUUACUGAAAGGUGCAUUGCAAGGGUUGCAACCACUGGCACGUGUGUCUGUCCUAGCAUGUUUGCCUGGUAUGCUUAAUGAUAAAAGUAAAACCAUUUCUGUCUCGGCUCCAAAAUCUAAAGGAAAGUUCUUAAAUUUCUGAAUCAUUAUGAUAGAU
Trichomycterus rosablanca is the source of this 2702-nucleotide messenger RNA. It is a transcript of the gene smo, whose product is annotated as smoothened, frizzled class receptor. Gene Ontology annotation, biological process: central nervous system development; smoothened signaling pathway; pattern specification process. NCBI's taxonomy places the organism in Eukaryota, Metazoa, Chordata, Actinopteri, Siluriformes, Trichomycteridae. The coding region runs from base 1 to 2484 and encodes 827 amino acids. The transcript has 12 exons. Gene Ontology annotation, cellular component: dendrite; plasma membrane; cilium. Gene Ontology annotation, molecular function: transmembrane signaling receptor activity; patched binding. The record is from RefSeq and is a predicted model, not a curated record.